Messenger RNA from Hevea brasiliensis (rubber tree), 2237 nucleotides. Its product is annotated as zinc finger A20 and AN1 domain-containing stress-associated protein 7. Gene Ontology annotation, molecular function: zinc ion binding; DNA binding. The transcript has 3 exons. NCBI's taxonomy places the organism in Eukaryota, Viridiplantae, Streptophyta, Magnoliopsida, Malpighiales, Euphorbiaceae. The record is from RefSeq and is a predicted model, not a curated record. The coding region runs from base 22 to 366 and encodes 114 amino acids.
AAAAAAAGAAAGAAAGCAGUAAUGGAGUCACAACAAAACAAGGAACCACCACUCUGCGCUAAUGGCUGUGGCUUCUAUGGAACAAUACAUAAUCGAAAUUUAUGCUCCAAGUGUUAUGAAGAAUACCAACAGCAAGAAGAGAAUGCUUCUAGUUUCUUGCACGAGAAAGUUAAAUGCUCAAGGCUGCUGAAGCGCCAUCAGUGUAGUAUGUUACUAGUAUGUAAUAAAAGCAGCACUUCCUCCAUAGCCCUGCUUUCAUUGGCUGCUGAAACUAUUGUGGAUUCAAGUGAUGAACCUGCUUCAAAAAGCCCAAAGAAUCGGUGCACUAGCUGCAACAAGAGGCUAGGACGAUUAAUCGGUUGCUAGAGAACGUAUAAUGUUGGAGGGAGCAAGUGUUUCUUGGUUUGGAGGUAAAGUUGGGCAUGAAACAACAGCCAACCUAGGGAUGUGGUAUUUAUACAGUGCAUGAUAUUUCCAUAAUGGUUUUUUGUGGUUGAUUGCAUCUUUUAUAACCUUCUAAUUCCAGUCCACUGUCCACGAGAGGGAAAGAAAAAUGAGAAAGAUGCAAAACACGUUUGGCUAACCAACCAUUUCCCUAGGGCUGUCAUUGCAUGCAUUCCAACUGUUUGUCAAUAUGCAAACCCAGUAUUUUCGGACAAGAGCACGCUUCCUAACUAUUGAUAUGCAUACUCUUUUUUCCCCCAACAACUGAACCUUGGCCUCGCAUUUUUCACCUUUCUAAAUGGCGCAUGCAGUGCAUCAUUAACAAUUGGGUUAAUUGCUCAAUUAGUCAUUUUAUAAGGAUUUAAUUUAACCCAAUUAGAGUAUAGUGGUGAAAUUUCACCCCGCCCUAUAGUUCAAGAGCUAAAGUGAGCUUUUGGCCAAGAAUAGAGUUAGCCUAUGAGUGAAGGAAACGGGAAUUUUGUCCAUGUAGAAGGAGUUAGUUUGUUGAUUGCAGGAAGAGAGAGAUAUGAUAAGUAGGAAAGGAAUGUGUAUGAUAUGCUGGCAGCCAAGCCAUUCCUAUGACAAUUCUCCCUUUCUCCCUCAUUGUUGGAUUAUUUAUACGGUGCGGAUCGAUGGCUAGGCUAAUGAAAUGGUGCGGAUAACAAGAUUGAGAAGAGGCAAGCGAGUUGCCACGAAGAGAAGUUAUUUAGUUUAUAUUUCUGCUAUGAAUUGUUAUGAAUUUGUUAGCUUAGCUGGAAUUGUUAGAGUAGCUGUAAUCUGAUUGAUGAUGACCUGAAAAUUUGAUUAUGCGGUAGUUGCGUGGGAAGCUUGUAGAAGCAGAAACUCAUUUUGUAUAUAUACAUAUAGUAUCCUAAUAGAGAUUCAUUCUUAAUUCUUUCAAUUACUCUGCUUAAUUCUUGUUAUCUGUGAUUUGUUAAUUCUUCAUUCAUCAGAGCUACCUGUGAUCUGUUAAUAUUCUUGCUUCUUUCUUGUUUCUUUUCUCGUUUCGAUAAAUCAAUUUCUUCUUCUUCUUCCUCUUUCUUGUUGAUUGAUCAAAAUGGCUAAUAAAGUAACUUUAUAUCAUGAAACCAGUAAUCUUGAAACUGGUGGAGAUGAAACACGCUUGUAGUUACCUCUAACAGGGAGUAACUACUUGUCUUGGAGCAGAUCCAUGGAGAUUGCUCUGAGUGCUAAGGAUAAAUUGGGAUUUAUCGCUGGUAAAUGUGAAGCACCUGAAGCUGGAACAACAGCUUUUGAGAAAUGGAAGAGAGCUGACAGCAUGGUCAUUGCCUGGAUUUUGAAUUCUCUUUCCAAAGAUUUGGCGGAGGCAUUCAUUUAUGCAACCUCUGCUGAAGAUUUAUGGGAAAAGAUCAAGGAGAGGUUUAGGGAAAGCAACGGGCCAUUGAUGUAUCACCUGAAACAUGAGGACCUAGUGACUGAGGAGGUGGCGGCAGUUGGAAAGUUGCAAGGAGGGCUCGACAGACUAAGACAACAAAUCUUUCACUUCUCUAGCUACCCAUAUUAGCUUAAAUAAUUGUACUAUUGUCAAAAAUCAUGUAAUCUCUUCAGUAUCACCGCCUGUAAUAAAAGAUAACUCGUAUGAGCUAUGGCAUUAUAGACUUGGUAAUGCAUCUAGAAAAAAAUUGUUACAUUUACCACAUUUAGGAAUUCAAUUGAGUAAUCAUCAAGUGUGUGAAAUUUGUCCAACUGCUAAACAGCAAGGAAUCUCAUUUUCUAAAAGUCAUAUAUCUACUACAUCUAUUUUUGAAUUAAUACACAUUGAUUUGUGGGGA